Hemibagrus wyckioides is the source of this 1808-nucleotide messenger RNA. It is a transcript of the gene ntd5, whose product is annotated as ntl-dependent gene 5. NCBI's taxonomy places the organism in Eukaryota, Metazoa, Chordata, Actinopteri, Siluriformes, Bagridae. The coding region runs from base 75 to 1166 and encodes 363 amino acids. Gene Ontology annotation, cellular component: extracellular region. The record is from RefSeq and is a predicted model, not a curated record. The transcript is spliced from 8 exons. Gene Ontology annotation, molecular function: peptidase inhibitor activity.
GUACCCCCUCCUACCAUCCCUCCAACCCAUCUUUAUAGCCCACUCUCCUCUUUUACUCCGUCAUCAGAUCUCCUAUGAAACAGCAGGGAACGAUGGAGACAUCUCAACUGCUCCUUCUGCUCUGUGUGUGGGCGCUCAGCAGCCUGUCCCGGCAAUCAGAGGUGGAUGAACAGUGUCCAGAUAGGAUUCUGGGUAAUGAGAAGAAGCAAACAUGCCCUAAAAAGUGCCAGCAAGAUGAUGAUUGUGGCAACAAGCGCCAGUGUUUAUGCGAUGGACCAUGCGGACUCAGCUGUGUGGCUCCAGCUCGGACAUGUCCGUGGCCUCUUCCUGCUGGUGAACACUUCGAUGUGACUCUCCUUUCACCAUCUCCUUCCUUCUCUGCUCUUAUGGAAGUGCGUUGUCAUCCUGGGUACACCAUGGCCGAUGGCUGGCAUGCUGUUAUCCGCCGCUGCCAAGGUGACCGUCAAUGGAGUGGUGAUGAACCUGAGUGUACAGGUGGAAGUGCUGAAACAGAGCCUGAAUCUAAACCGUCUUGCCCUUUGCCUGAUCACGAGUUGCUGUUGAUUCGUGGCAGUGCUGCUGUAGGCUCCUCUGUAGAGUACCAGUGUUCUCCUGGAUCUGUGCUGGUUGGAAACAGUGAAAAUUUCUGUCACAAGAACCAGACGUGGCAUUACCCGCACCCCAUCUGUCAACGUGUGUUUUGUCCGCCACCACAGGAGGUCAAUCAAGGCUACUUGGUGGCUGUGCAGAAAUCUGAAUAUAACGUAGGCGACUCCAUCUAUUACCUUUGCAAAAAGACCUUCCUCCUGGAUGGGCCGAACCAAGUUACUUGUCAGUUAGAUGGCACAUGGAGUACGAUACCUUUCUGCCGAGCUCCCUGUGAAAUCCCUGCACAGCAUAGCAGAGUGAUAGUAGGCGGGGUUAAGAGCUGGCCCUUUGACUUGACCAACGGGAUGGUCAGUCAUGGCGAGAAUGUAACAUUCUUCUGCAAGCAUUCACAAAAGUCUUGCAGUUUCACAGCCACAGAGACCUGCUUUGAUGGAUUGCUCAAUGCUCCCAGCUGCUACCUUGACCCCACCUGGUUGCAGUAUAAACUUUUCUCUCACCGACUGGUAUCAGAGAUUGCUCCAUGUGAUCCCACUGACCUGGAUUCCACCUCCGAGUGAAGUUCUUGUACAGGCCACACAUUCUAACAACACGCUACUUCAACACACAUAAACUUCAUGCUAUCUGUUACACCAGUUCUAAGAUGUAGCUAAUUUUACACUUGUUUUAUGUAGAGGAAUUGAAAUAUCUAAAGCCUUUUUGCUGUGCUGUGCUUCAUACAGAGCAAAGUUCAGGAAACUAAUCAGAAUGCUGUUUUAGGGUCCAUUGAAUACAGUUCAUAGUUCACCCACAGGGAGCUAAACAGACUUCAUUGAGCCAUUCAGAUCAUUUUGAUUAAAACAGAAAUAUAUUUUAAGUCGACAGAUUAAAGAAAAACAAGCAUAUAGAUGUAUUACAGUUAUAAUUGAACAUACAUUUAACUGCACGGACAAGGUUAUCUUAAACUGAACGGUUGAAAUGUAUGUAUGUUGUAUAUUAGAUGCUGUAUAAUUGUUUUGAAAAUGUUUUAUAAUUGCUAAAAGAUAUGUCAAAUGAUUAGCAAGCCUGCUUUUUUCUUAACCAUUCAUACCUCUGUCUGUGUGCAAAGAUGCAAAGAUUAGCACAACAUUUCAUUUCAUGAUCAAAAAACACUUUUCAAUAAACCGAAACUCUGAGCAUUGUUUCCAUUCUAACAGAAAUGUUCCAAUCAGACCACGAUAUGA